Molecule: messenger RNA, 238 nt
Organism: Onychostruthus taczanowskii (white-rumped snowfinch)
Lineage: Eukaryota; Metazoa; Chordata; Aves; Passeriformes; Passeridae
Product: DNA polymerase delta catalytic subunit-like
Exons: 3
Biological process (GO): DNA replication proofreading; base-excision repair, gap-filling; DNA-templated DNA replication
Cellular component (GO): delta DNA polymerase complex
Molecular function (GO): nucleic acid binding; DNA-directed DNA polymerase activity; 3'-5'-DNA exonuclease activity
Source: RefSeq, a predicted model, not a curated record
GGGUGUUCCCGGAGCCGCAGCAGGACCCGGUGAUCGCCAUCGCGGCCGUGGCGCUGCGGCAGGGCGCGCGCGAGCCGUUCCUCAGGGUGGUGUUCACCCUGCUCAGCUGCGCCCCCCUGCGGGGAGCCACCGUCAGGAGCUUCGACAGCGAGAAGGACCUGCUGCAGUCGUGGGCGGAGUUUGUUCGGAUCGUGGACCCCGACGUGGUGACGGGCUACAACAUCCACAACUUCGACCU